Molecule: messenger RNA, 1210 nt
Organism: Salvia miltiorrhiza (redroot sage)
Lineage: Eukaryota; Viridiplantae; Streptophyta; Magnoliopsida; Lamiales; Lamiaceae
Exons: 6
Coding region: 146-976 (276 amino acids)
Biological process (GO): transcription by RNA polymerase II; transcription initiation at RNA polymerase II promoter
Cellular component (GO): transcription factor TFIIF complex
Source: RefSeq, a predicted model, not a curated record
UGAUACAAAAACAAAAGUUAGGAAAUUGGUGUUUUGCGCCACACCACACACUAAACUUCCCAAAUUACGAGGGCAAAUAUCAACAUCAACGGAGAUCAUAAUUCUCUCUCUAAUUUCGCACUCCAAAAACCUUCACCGCCGUCUAAUGGCGGAGAAACCCAAAGACGCCAAAAUCUCAGCUCCCGCUGCGGCUGCCAGCAGCGGCCAGCUGGAGACCAGCAAGGCUGAGCGACGCGUGUGGAUGAUGAAGUGCCCCCCCGUCGUCGCACGCGCCAUGCAGAGCAACACCCACCACCCCCCGCCGCCCUUCCCCUCCGACGCCUCCGCCGGCCAAAUCUUUGCUAAAGUCGUCGUCGCCGUCGAUCCACUGCACCCUAGCGACGACUUGUCAUCCACGCAGUUUACUAUGGAGUUGGCUGGCACUGGAGAUAGAAACUUGCCGAAGCUCUACUCAAUGGACAUGUCCACUGAUUUUGUUCCUAUGUCUGUAUUAUCUGAGUCAUCUCAAGGGAAGCCUUCUGUGGAGGGGACAAUCUACCAUAAAUUCGACAUGAAGCCUCAUUCUGAAAAUAUUGAAGACUAUAGAAGACUUUGCAGGGAGAGGACAAAUAAAUAUAUGACUAAAACCAGACAAAUAAGGGUCAUUGAUGAUGAUAGUGGACUCCGUAUGAGGCCCAUGCCUGGAAUGUUUGAUAUGAAGACCUCAGGGUCAACGGAGAAAAAAGCUCAAGCCAAGGGGUCGGAGACGAAAAGAACUAGAAGGGACCCUGAAGAAAUGGAGAAGAUCAUGUUUAGGCUCUUUGAGAAACAACCAAAUUGGACACUAAAACAACUUGUUCAGAAGACAGAUCAGCCUGAGCAAUUUCUCAAAGAUAUGCUCAAGCUUCUGUGCGUGUACAACAACAAGGGAGCCAACCAAGGAACCUACGAGCUUAAACCUGAAUAUCGGACAGAGGAGACAACCAAUGCUCAUUAAACUACAUCAUUUUGAAAGAUUGACAUGAGAUCCUUUUGAGAGAUUCUGGUCCUAGUUUAUCAGCAACUUUUUUGGUAUGGUGAUGUUCUCUGUGGUAAGUGGUAAAAAUCUUUUGACUUUUAAUAUUUAGUCAUGGAGAACCAUGACAUCUAAAUAUAUUGUUGCUAUCUUUGUGGAUUCUUUUAUUUACAUAAGAAAUAUCAUUCGUAUGUAUACCUAUCAUAUCAGUACUAA